Drosophila bipectinata is the source of this 2591-nucleotide messenger RNA. RefSeq names its product anaphase promoting complex subunit morula (gene mr). The record is from RefSeq and is a predicted model, not a curated record. Gene Ontology annotation, biological process: protein K11-linked ubiquitination; ubiquitin-dependent protein catabolic process; metaphase/anaphase transition of mitotic cell cycle. Gene Ontology annotation, cellular component: anaphase-promoting complex. Gene Ontology annotation, molecular function: ubiquitin protein ligase binding. Lineage: Eukaryota; Metazoa; Arthropoda; Insecta; Diptera; Drosophilidae.
AAAAAGAUUCCCAUCACCAGCUUCAAUUUGAUUUCUACUUCGCAAUGUUUUUGCAUUGCCAAUAGUCAACAAAAAUUAUAAAAUGAGCGAAAUAGACUCUUUGUGGGGGGAUGUGUUGAAAAUAUUUCCAGUUCUUGGAGGCCUGAACACGGUCCCGGCGGAAUCAGUGGACGAGAAGGUAUACGAGAAUGUUCGCCGGCAUCUUUCUAUCUUAGGAAGUGUUGAAACCUUCGCAGCUGUGGUAGAUCUGGAGAUUCAGUCGGUCAUUCGUAAUGUCCUUGUGCCCAAGUUUUGGAAGCACUUUCAAUCUGGCGUUGUGUCCUCGGAUCAAAGUGGCAUCGACGACCAAGCAUUGUCCAUAGCUUUGCCUGACAAAAACAGGCUUUUCACGCAGUUCAUCGAUGCCAUUAAUGAGCUUUACGAAGGGUUUCAGGGACUGUCGCAGACCAAGCCCCGAUUGAUCCAACUCAUUGGAUCGGAGGACAAGGUGCCAAAGUCUGUAAAGAUGCUUCAAGUUGAUGGCAUAAAGACCUGUCUUAGAGAUUCUCUGCUGGCCCAGUUGCCUCCCACGUUCAGCGUGGUGGUGGGGGCUUUUUACUGGGUACAUUUCAAGCUCUUCACCAAAUCCUCGCAUCUCGCCCUGGCUACAGUUGACUCGGAUGUUUUCGAUGAGCUCCUUUGCAUUGGUUGCAAUUUUGAUAUAGAGCAGUGUUGUUGCCAGAAGCUGACCGAAAUGGUAAACCAAACCAACAUGAAGCUGUUCGAGAUGAACCUCAUUGAUCGUUUAACCGGAAGCGCAUUAACUGCACUGAUUAAGCUAAAAAUCAAGGAGCAUAUUAACGACACAUGUAUGGGUAUCUUUGACAGGAGCCACCUUAAACAGCUUGAAACGUGGUUGUCAGAGGUCAUUAUGACGUGGCUGACAAAUAUUUUCACACAGUGGAAGUCUAAAGACAGUAUUCAAGAUGAAGAAGUUCCUGCGUCUGUCCAAUCGUUCAAAGUCAAACUUACUUAUUUUAUGUACGAAACUUUUGCUCAAAGCGUUAUAAGUCAAUUCUUUAGCAUUAUUAUCGACUAUCCAGAUUCUAUACCAGCUAUAGAUGACUUGAAAAUCUGCAUGGAGAAGAUCGACAUGCGAGUCUACCUAACCGAGUCGUUAAGAAGUUCUUUGGAAGCUCGAAUUUUACAUCCCGGCGUCAAUACCAUGGAUAUUUUAACUGGCUACGUUGCAGCGAUUAAGGCUAUUCGUCACCUGGACAAUACCGGAGUGAUCCUGGAAAUGGUAACUGCUCCAAUAAAGGAUUACCUUCGAAAGCGCAACGACACUGUGCGUCGUGUUGUAACAGGUCUCACGGAAGAGGGCCCUACGGAUCUCUCCGAGGAAUUAGCUAAAGGAGAAACAGUCAAGGACGGCAAGGAAUCUGGCUUGGAUGAGUUCAGCAACUGGGAAAAUUGGGAACCUGAUCCGUUCGGAAUCGAUGCUAAUGUUAUGCAGUAUAAUAACUCGCGGGUCAUGAGAUCUGCUGAUAUCAUAUCAAUGGUGGUCGACAUAUACGGCAGCAAAGAGCUAUUUAUGACCGAGUACCGAAAUCUGAUGGCAGAUCGGUUGCUGGCCCAGCUAGACUUUAACUCGGAAAAGGAAAUUCGAAAUUUGGAGUUGUUGAAGAUCCGUUUUGGGGAAUCCCUUUUACACAGUUGCGAGGUUAUGUUAAAAGACGUAACCGACUCCAAACGGAUCAAUGCACACAUUCAUGGGGAUAGCAAUCGCACAGAAAAUCAAUUAUUCGACAUUUCGUCGCUUAUAGUUUCUGCUCAGUUUUGGCCAUCCUUUAAUAAGGAGAGUCUUCAGUUGCCGGAGGAGCUGGAGAACGAAUUCAAGAAGUACACCAAGGCCUAUGAGGCCUAUAAAGGCAACAGAACUCUCAACUGGCGUACUGUGACUGGCCGUGUAAAUAUUUCCAUCGAGAUCGGGGACAGAACCUUGGAUAUGGUGGUGAGCCCGACACUGGCUGUAAUCAUCUACCAUUUUCAAAAUAAAUCUGAAUGGAGUAUCGAGGAUCUAAGCACUAUUACCAAAGUUCCACCGUCGGCUUUGAGACGACGCCUGAGCUUUUGGCAAAACCAUGGCUUGAUUGCUGAAUCAACUCCUGGGAUAUUCACAUUAUUGGAGAAGGAGUCUGAGAAAUCGCAGUUUGAGGAAAUGAGUCUUACAGAAGCCGAUGAGGAGGACUUGGAAUCGGCAAUGGCAUCUGCCAGCGAUCAGAGGGAAGAGGAACUUCAAGUAUUCUGGUCCUACAUUGUUGGCAUGCUUACAAACCUGGACUCUAUGCCUAUAGAUCGCAUUCAUCAAAUGCUGAAGCUUUUUGCUUCUCAUAGUGGCGGCGUCGAGUUUACUCAAGACGAGCUAAAACAUUUCCUGCAGCGCAAAGUCCGAGAACAUAAACUAAUAUUUUCCGGUGGAGUUUAUCAAUUGGCCAAAUAAAUUUGGGAGCGUAUCGCCCUAAAAAUGCAAUUGACUGAAGAAAUCAUGAAAUAAAAGUGAUAACGCUUAUGAAAUAUACUGCUCCCCGCGGAGCAUUAACAUCUCUCAA